UCCACCUAUGCAGGACGCGAGUUGAACUCAAGGUUAAUCCGUCAGUUUUGCAACAAAUUCCGUAACAGCUUACGAGGUUGCUCGUUCAUCCUACUGUUAAAGUCUCCAUCUGCUAGGUACCAACAAUAAAGAAAGUGCGAGUGAAUCGAAUCGUUAGUUUUCACACCGAUAUAAUUUGGAAUAAAAGAAUACUCGUACAUAUAAUCGACUAACCAACAUCUGCGAAUCGGCAAGAAUCACUUCAUAGCCUUCGCGAUGACGCAACGUCAUAGCUUUCCCCACACAAGUCCACUACUCCAGUGCUAAGCAACCUAAGAACGGCAUUAUAGUUGUCUUUGUAAGGUAACGAAAACAAGUGAGUGUUAUUUCGAUACCCACGCGUUUCAGCGGGUUUUGGAAACGUUAUCGUGAUAUUAUUUCAAAAGUGAGAGUGAAUUACGAGAACAUGGGUGGAUCCAUCUAGUGUUUUUGUCCAGGAUUGACGUUUGCUCCCGGUCACGAUGACGUCGGUCUGAUUUCUUCCUGAAAUGGCAAGACGUGUGGCCAAAAAUCACUAUAUUGCCUCUCCAAGGCACAGUCAUUCUCCUACACCUGUACAUGUAGCCAGGAGCGCAGCCUACUCAGAUGGAGAAGAAAGCCAAAGGGCGCCGUCAGAAAGAACCCUAUCCGAAUAUACAUCAGUGCCAUAUACGAUAGUUAACGAACGAAACGGACGAAAAUACAAUAGCCAGCAAAAAAACGGUGGUUAUCAAAAUGGUCACCACAGCACGCCCAACAGAGCUCCUUCUGCUUUGAGUCGAGGAAGUGGAUACGACACAAACGGCUCCGAUAUUUACGUCACUAGCGGAGCGUAUAAGGCACCUUCGGAAAUGAGUCGAACCUCAAGGGCUCGUGCUCCCAGCCACUAUUCAUACAGAAGCGGAAUGACACCAUCUGUAGCGAGCACAGCUAAAUCGAAAGGUUCCAGAAAAGCCGGAAUGACCGUAGAAGCCAUGGCAGCACCUAACCCAUUCUGUCCAAAUAUCAAAGGAAUGUGUUGUUUGAUGCUUCUAUUGAACUUGGCCAUUAUUCUCGUCACUUUAGGAUUUGUUAUCGUCAUUCAGUUCUUCGAUCCCCUUUAUGUUUGGAUAUUAGGAAUAAUAUUCCUGAUUUUUGGAUUCCUCACUCUCAUCGGAAGCUUGAUUUACUGCGUUAUUAUCUGCAAAGAUGUGAAACGACCGGGAGAUGUGAAUCCUGACGAUCUCUACUGGACUCAUCACUGGCAAAAAAAUAUUGGAUCUUCGGAAAUUCACUACAAAGCCGAGGAAAAGUAUGGGGAUGAUAGAUACAGCGAUCGAUAUUCAGUCAGUAAACUCUCAGGAAAAUACUCUGAUCGGAAUGGAAGAUACUGAAUACGAACAGUAAUU
Messenger RNA from Leptinotarsa decemlineata (Colorado potato beetle), 1406 nucleotides. RefSeq lists its product as uncharacterized. NCBI's taxonomy places the organism in Eukaryota, Metazoa, Arthropoda, Insecta, Coleoptera, Chrysomelidae. The record is from RefSeq and is a predicted model, not a curated record.